Capsaspora owczarzaki ATCC 30864 is the source of this 3085-nucleotide messenger RNA. Its product is annotated as membrane alanine aminopeptidase. The record is from RefSeq and is a predicted model, not a curated record. Gene Ontology annotation, cellular component: cytoplasm. Lineage: Eukaryota; Filasterea; Ministeriida; Capsasporidae. The transcript is spliced from 5 exons. Gene Ontology annotation, molecular function: metalloaminopeptidase activity; zinc ion binding; peptide binding. Bases 43 to 2868 code for a protein of 941 amino acids. Gene Ontology annotation, biological process: proteolysis; peptide catabolic process.
CUUUAUUCUUCUUCUUUUAUUCUUUCUUUUUGGUCUUUCAGUAUGCCUUCGUACUCUGCCAUUGCUGGCACCGACUCUGAGGCGCUCCAGGAUCACAAGCCAGCGUACAGUGGCUUCUCCCGCCAGCCCAUCCACCGCCGCUUCAGCCGCAAGUGCUGGAUCGGCACUGCAGUCCUGCUCGCCAUCGCCGUCGCCAUCGCCAUCGGCGUCAGCGUCUCCAAGAGCGACGACAGCGGCAACUCUCCAUCGCAACCGGCCAUCUGGCAAAACAUUCGCCUCCCUGAUUCCGUCGUCCCUUCGGCCUAUGAUCUCUUCCUGCACCCCAACAUUUCCACGUUCGACUACACUGGCCGCGUCAAGGUGUCCGUCAGCGUGCUCAAAUCCACAAAAUUCAUCCUCAUUCACUCGGUCGGCCACAACUUUACUGACAUUGACAUUACCGCCGAUGCAACGGGCGACGCUGUUCCAAUCCGCAGCUACUUUACCUACGCAGAAAACGAAUUCCUCGUCAUUGAGCUCAAAAACUCGGCCCCAGUGGCCAACUACACGCUCGACAUUUCGUUCGUUUCCGUCAUCCGCUCCGACCUGACUGGCUUUUACCGCUCGUCGUACCUGACCUCGACUGGCGAGCGCCGCUGGAUUGCCACGACCCAGUUUGAGCCCGUGGAUGCGCGCCGUGCCUUCCCUUGCUUUGACGAGCCGGCCAUGAAGGCCACCUUCAAGCUCACCAUGGUCAAGGACCACGCCAUGACUGCGCUCGGCAACAUGCCCAUUGCCUCCACGACUCCCUCGCCAACCAACCCCAGCUGGGACGUGGUCGAGUUUGAGAACAGCGUGCGUAUGAGCACCUACCUGGUCGCCUUUGUGGUGUGCGACUUUGUCAGCGUGACCUCAACCACCCCUGGCGGCGUUGUCGUCAGCAUCUGGACUCCCCCGGAAAUCAUCUCCCAGGCCGAGGUUGCCUUGAACGUGAGUGCCGCCAUUCUGGCGUACUACGAGUCCUUCUUUGGCGUCCCGUACCCGCUGCCCAAGUCGGACUUGAUUGCCAUCCCCGACUUCAACGCUGGUGCCAUGGAAAACUGGGGCCUCAUCACCUACCGCGAAACGGCACUGCUCGUCGAUCCCGCGGCCUCGUCUGCCUCGAACGUCCAGCGUGUCGUGACUGUCAUUGCCCACGAACUCGCCCACCAGUGGUUUGGCAACCUUGUCACGAUGGAAUGGUGGAACGACCUCUGGCUGAACGAGGGCUUUGCCUCGUUUGUCGAGUACAUUGGCGUCUCGUCCGUGCGUCCCGAGUGGGACAUGGACACUCAGUUCUUUGUCUUGGCUCAGAAGGAAGCCUUCUCCCUCGACGCGCUCGAAUCGUCCCACCCCAUCGAGGCUGAGGUGACCAACCCUGGUGAAAUUAGCGAGCUGUUCGAUGCUAUCAGCUACGACAAGGGCGCCUCUGUCAUUCGCAUGCUCUUCAACGUGAUGGGCGAAGCCAACUUCCUCGCCGGCAUCAAGUCCUACCUUCUGCAGCACCAGUUUGCCAACGCGCAGACGAACGACCUGUGGGCCUCGCUCUCUCAGUUUACCACCCUCGACGUCAGGGCCAUCAUGCACUCUUGGACCAGCCAGGUCGGCUUCCCCGUGCUCACCGCCACCCCUUCCAACGAUGGCUCGACCGUUCACAUUGUCCAGAAGCGUUUCCUCGCCGACCCCAGCGCCCAACCCGACCUCACAACUCUGUGGGCGGUGCCGAUUUCCCGCACUGACUCGUCUGGUGCCCAAUACCCCGUGACCUGGAUCGAAGACGCGCAGCACAUUAUUCCUCUCACCCUCCCCGCUGGCGGCUGGUAUCUGUUCAAUGUCAACCGCACUGCCUUCUUCCGUGUCAACUACGAUGCAGUCAACUGGGCCCGCCUCGGCGCUGCGCUUCUCAGCAACCCCUCGCAAUUCUCGGCCUCCGAUCGCGCCGGCAUUCUCGACGACGCCUUCACCUUCGCCCGUGCCGGCGUCGUGCCGUUUGUGCUGCCGCUCAACCUGACCGCCUUCCUCUCGCAGGAGCUUGACUACACUGUCUGGUCCACUGCCGUCUCCGGCCUGGCCUACAUUGGCUCGCAGCUCCGCUGGCAGCCGUCCUUCGGCGCCUUCCAGGACUACUUUGCCAAGCUUGUCGGUCCUGCGGCCAACACGCUCGGCUGGCAAAUCCAGGCGUCGGACCCGCACAUGACCCUGCUUGCUCGUGGCCUGGUGCUUGACGCUGCAUCGCGCCGUGCCGACCAGAUCGAUGCCGUCGGCAACGCGACCGCGCUGUUCAAGGCUUUCAUGGCCGACCCCGUGAACGCCCAGGUCCCCGCUGACUUGCGCGACUUUGUCUAUCUUGUCGGCAUUGCUCAUGGCGACCGCCCAGAGUGGGACUUUAUGUGGGAGCAGUACCUGCAGACGACCGCCGCCACCGAGCAGCGCCGCAUCCUGCGCGCGCUUGCCUCGACUCGCAUCCCGUGGCUCCUCAACCGUCUGUUGGCCUUCUCGCUCGACCCCACCAAGAUUCGCUCCCAAGAUGCUACCACCGUCGUUGCCUACGUCGCAUCCCAAACCACCGGCGAGCUGGUUGCCUGGGAUUGGCUGCGCGCGCACUACGACGAGUAUGCUGCCAUGCUCGGUGGCGGCAGCUUCUCACUCGGCAACUUUGUCUCGGGUGUCGUUGCUCACUUCCAGACGCAGCAACUUUACAACGACGUCCAAGCCUUCUUUGCCCCCAAGGAACUGGGCGCUGCCGCCAACGCCGUGGCCCAAUCGCUCGAGUCCAUCAGGACCAAUAUUCUGUGGUUGGCAGCCAACCAAGCCCAGAUUGAACAAUUCCUUGGCUACGUUCCUGCGUAAAGCUCGGGAAGCGUUGGGUGUUGUUCGCGUUCUCGGAGAGAGUAGUCGUUUCACUACUUCCUAUUUCUUUUCUUUUUUGUUGCUUGUUCUUGGGUUUUUGGUUGUGCCUUCGCUUUUUGAUUCGCGGUUUCGACACUUUCGGGUUGUUACUUUCUUCUCGAAUUUGAACCUGAAAUGAUUGGAACCCUCCCCCCCCCCAGAAAAAUAAACAUCAGAU